Molecule: messenger RNA, 1024 nt
Organism: Pararge aegeria (speckled wood butterfly)
Lineage: Eukaryota; Metazoa; Arthropoda; Insecta; Lepidoptera; Nymphalidae
Gene: TwdlT
Product: glycine-rich cell wall structural protein
Exons: 2
Coding region: 14-1024 (336 amino acids)
Source: RefSeq, a predicted model, not a curated record
UCCGCGAGUCAACAUGAAAGCGUUCUUGGUAUUAGCAGCCGUUGCGGCUAUCGGCUCGGCAAGACCCGAGGCGGGAUACAGUUACAACGCCCCAGGAGGAGGUGGACUCGGUGGCCACGGUGGCGGCAUCGGUGGCGGCAUCGGUGGAGGCAUCGGUGGUGGACAUGGGGGUGGCUUCUCAUCCGGCGGUCUGAGCUCCAGCAGCUUCGGUGGAAUCGGAGGCGGACUCGGCGGUGGCUUCUCAUCAGGAGGCGGCGGUGGUUUCUCAUCAGGAGGCGGCGGUGGCUUCUCAUCAGGCGGCGGCGGUGGUUUCGGAGGAGGCAUCGGAGGAGGCGGUGGCUUCGGAGGUGGCUUCGGAGGUGGCAUUGGAGGCGGCGGCUUCGGCGGCGGCGCUAUUGUCCAGAAGCACAUCUACGUCCACGUCCCACCCCCAGAACCCGAAGAACAACGCCCCCAGAUCAUCUCCGGCGGAUCCAUCCCCCAGAAGCACUACAAGAUCAUCUUCAUUAAGGCCCCAGCACCUCCCGCACCCGUCGCACCCAUCAUCCCCGCUCAGGCCCAAAACGAAGAGAAGACCCUCGUCUACGUGCUGGUCAAGAAGCCCGACGAACAGCCCGACAUCACCAUCCCAACUGCCGCUCCCACUCAGCCCUCAAAACCAGAAGUAUACUUCAUCAAGUACAAGACCCAGAAGGAGGGUGGUAUCGGUGGUGGAGCUAUCGGCGGCGGUCUCGGAGGUGGUCUUGGCGGUGGUCUCGGCGGUGGUCUCGGCGGUGGUCUCGGCGGUGGUCUCGGCGGUGGUCUGUCCGGCGGCGGCAUUGGCGGUGGUCUCGGCGGCAUUGGCGGAGGCAUCGGCGGCGGUCACGGUGGCAGCAUUGGCGGUGGUCUCUCCGGUGGCAGCAUUGGCGGUGGUAUCGGCGGUGGUCACGGUGGAUCCGGUGGCAUCAUCUCCGGCGGACACGGCUCCAGCUCGGGCUCAGUCAGCUCGUCCUACGGCCCACCCGGACAGUCCGGCCCUUACUAA